AUGGCGCAGGAAAUUCGAGCCAGUGUCGCAAGCAACAACAAGCAGCAGCAACGUUCGUCGUCGACUCGCAGUAGUGCCAAUGCUCGUCACGCGGAGGGUCACAAGUAUCCGCGGCGUCGAUCGACACCCUGCGACACCGUCGUUCGUGUCGACAAUGACGGCACCAGCUUCAAAUGCUCCGAACCUGUUCAAACUGCUCUCCAAAAGAUAAAAUUGUACGUGGUUUAUGAAACCGUCAGAGCGGGGAGGGCAGUGGCGCGGGGCCGGCAAAAGCCGCGCGCGUCGUCCCUGGACGCCGCCAUCUACUCGACGACGGCCGCAGCCGGGAUCCCGCUGCUCCGCGACUCCUACGCCCAGUCCGCGCUCCGCAAGCACAGCUUGCCGGCGUCCAUCUACGACGACCACGGCGCCCUGCUCGCGGCCGCCAUGACCGACCCGGGCGCCGGGUCCCUCUUUCAUCACAACGAACACGGCGACGAAGCCGGGCCUGUAGUACCUCAUCCUGGAGCAGCGUCUGUUGGCAGCAGUGGCAGACCAGUGAAACAUGUGCGAUUGUCAGUGCCCAAUGAGGGUUCAGUGUGUGGCGCUGGUGGGCGACGAAAUAGCGCCAGGUCCAGGCGCAGAAGAGCCGUGGGCACGCAGGACUACAAAUCCUGUGCCCUGGUUCAAACCCGACUCAAACUGGGCGACAUCAUGCUCGAUAAUUUAUCCGGAGACACAGAACAAGUUUUGCGGGUCGUGAAUUGCGGCGAUCUUUUCGUGCGACGUCUUUGGAAUAUUUUUGACGAUGUACUGUUUGACGACGUGUUUUCUGGAUUCCAACGAGGCCUAUAAAAUCCUGCUAGAAUCUCCAGUUCUUUGGAGAUAUCUUGCAAACUAGAUAUGACAUUAUUCCGGAAAUUUUCGUCAAUUGUUAUUUUAAUGGCUGUGGAUUCUUUGGCGUCCGUUU
Notodromas monacha is the source of this 949-nucleotide messenger RNA. Lineage: Eukaryota; Metazoa; Arthropoda; Ostracoda; Podocopida; Cyprididae. The record is from the annotation of a GenBank genome assembly.